Durio zibethinus is the source of this 639-nucleotide messenger RNA. RefSeq lists its product as uncharacterized. Gene Ontology annotation, cellular component: NuA4 histone acetyltransferase complex; nucleus. The record is from RefSeq and is a predicted model, not a curated record. NCBI's taxonomy places the organism in Eukaryota, Viridiplantae, Streptophyta, Magnoliopsida, Malvales, Malvaceae. Gene Ontology annotation, biological process: regulation of transcription by RNA polymerase II.
AGAAAAUUGGCAUGGGUAGUACAUUUUGGAUCAAACACAAAAUCCCUAAGCCGAAAUCGAAAGAAUACAAAUUUGUUUCAAUUUUUUAAGUUUAAUCUGGAAAAUUAGAAAUAUUUUUCACGUAGUUUUGACGAGUGAAAAAUAAAUAAAUAAAUAAGAGGGGAUGGAGGGUGGAUGUGGAAGAGAAAAAGAAGAGGAACAAGAUGGCGUUUCUGUACAUUCCCCUUGCAAAGCUCCGCCUUCCUCCGCCUCCUCUGUACCUAAGGAGCAACAACAGGUAGAAUUGGAGCUGAGGCUAUUGGAAGCACUUGAAAUUUAUCCUCCCGUCAAAUUACGAGGCAUGCAUCGCCACUUUGUCCUCUAUGGUCUGAUGGAAUUCCUGCGAAGAAGUCUUGACCGGCAUUUUUCUCCAGAUGAGGUUUUGCAGUUGCUAGAUCGUUUCUACAACUUAGAAGUGCUGAAACCAGAUGAUGAAGAGUGGGAUAUCCUAAAUCAUGAGGAAGACUUUUGUUUGCCACAAAGUUAUUUUGUCAAGGAAGAACCUUAACUCAAUUUUGGGGGUCAUCCACAUUUGUCCUAGACUUUGUUCUUUACCUGAUCUGAUGCUUCUUGAUCAUAUUGCAGAAUAUUGUAAAAAAA